Linnemannia hyalina is the source of this 2058-nucleotide messenger RNA. The record is from the annotation of a GenBank genome assembly. NCBI's taxonomy places the organism in Eukaryota, Fungi, Mortierellomycota, Mortierellomycetes, Mortierellales, Mortierellaceae.
AUGUGCGGAGCAGGAGGACACGACCACCACGGCACUACCGAUGCCAACACUGACAACAACAGCAACCCACCCAUUCUUGCAUUGCCAGCCCAUCUCUACGCCCAGCUGACAGACGCCCAUUGCCACAUUCAGGACGACCGCGAAAGUAUUCGUACGCUCGUCCAAUCAUGGAACACCUCGACCACCCCCUCUUCCGAUGAGUCUGGUGUCGUACCACUUCUCACCGGGAAGGUCUGUCUUAUGGGCGUUCAGCCCUCCAAGGACUUGGGACAUGCUCCACCUACCACCGAGGACGCCAGCACACUUGCAGCGAUAGAGGCCAACACAGCCUCGCUCUCUUUGAACUCGUCAUCGCAUUCGUCGUCUUCAACCCCGAUUGUGACGGUUAAUUGGAACGACACGGACGUCCAGGGCGACUGGGACUUGGUUGCCAAGUUGGCAGAGACUCACCCCGACCGGUUUGUACCCUGUUUUGGAAUCCAUCCUUGGUUCACGCACAAGUACAAGCCACUUGAGGGAGGGUAUAAGGGCAACACCAUUGAACUUCGAGGCGUCAGUAACUCCAACAGCAACAACAACAACGCUGAGUCAUCCGCGGCCGGUGGUGGAGGCGUGGCUUCGUCGUCGGACUCUCCAUCCUUGUCGUUUUCGUCGGCGUUCUUGACCCCCGUCCCUGGUCCCGGUGUCGGACGAGAGGCGUUCUUGGCCAUGUCGAAGCAAUUGCAGGAGCAGAUGGCUAAGGAGAGUCGUGUGAAAGAAGGUGUUGCUCACACGGAGACCACCAACGACAGGCAAGACGACUCAUUAACGUUGGAGAAGGAGACGUCCACCAAAAAGGAAAACAAGGAGGCAAACGAGGUAAUGGAUCCGACCCCUCUCGAUGUCACGAUACCCAACGCUGACGACGCACGGUUCUCACACUACAAGACCGUCCUCAGUCUUCCCACGUCUGCCUCAGAGUCGUACCUCGCAGACCUUGCCAAGCGCCUGCCAACUCCCCGAGCCCUCGAGCCUGCCCUACAGGAGCUGAGACGUCAACUGGAGGCGCACCCACACGCAGUCCUGGGAGAGAUUGGUCUGGACAGGACGGCACGUGUUCCCGAACCCUCCUUUAUUGCAUCGUCCUCCUCCGAGAAAGAAAGAAGCGAGGACGCGUCUACACCAACAACAGCAGCACCUCAAAAACGAAUCACGCUGGCAUUAACAUCAAUUCAGCACCAAUUGGAUAUUGUUCGGGAGCAGCUCAAACUGGCCGCGGCACUGGAUCGACCCGUCAGUUUCCAUUGUGUCCAGGCCUACGGUCACUGGCAUGACUUCUUGAUCCAGGAGGGCCGUCGACUGCGACAUCUCGAAGCAGACCAGGAGUACCAGAUUCAGCUGGCACAGAUCCAGGCCUCGGGCGGGACGAUACCACUUUUGCAGCCUGUCUUGAGCCCCACGGGUGGUAUGCGUUUGAGCAAGCGCAGUACUGCGAGACUGAAGCGUGAGGCCCGGGAUGCGGCGUGGGAGAGACAUGUUGCCUCGACACUUCAGGAGUCGUCAGAUGAGGAGGACGAAGAGGAGAGUGAUGGGGGCAAAGAUGGUGUCAGUGAUUCGGAGCGGAAACCCAAGGCCAAUGCGACAACAACUUCAAAGGAUAUAGUCCAAGAGACGAUCUCGCCCACUCCUGCUCCGGAGACAACACCCGCUCCUCUCACAACACCCCAACCAGAGUACGAGCCCGUCCUGCCUCCAAGACUCUGCAUGCACAGCUACGGCGGCUCGGUCGAUAUGCUUAAAGCGUUCACUAAACUUGACCACCCACCCGAGAUUUACUUUUCGUUCUCGAUCGUCAUCAAUGGUCGUCUCCAGGAACGAAAACUCAAGGAGCUCAUCCUGGCCGUCCCUGAGAACCGCCUGUUGAUCGAGUCGGAUCACCACUCGCAUAACCAUGUGGAUCAGUUGUUGGUCGAGAUGGUGCUGAAGGUUGCCGAAAUUAGGAAUUGGAGUGUCGAGGAGACGGUUGAGAGGACUGCACGGAAUUGGCACCGCUUUGUCUAUGGAGAUACCGAGCAGUAA